Stegastes partitus (bicolor damselfish) is the source of this 2959-nucleotide messenger RNA. It is a transcript of the gene stat1a, whose product is annotated as signal transducer and activator of transcription 1a. The record is from RefSeq and is a predicted model, not a curated record. Gene Ontology annotation, molecular function: DNA binding; DNA-binding transcription factor activity. The coding region runs from base 131 to 2425 and encodes 764 amino acids. Gene Ontology annotation, biological process: regulation of DNA-templated transcription; signal transduction. The transcript is spliced from 25 exons. Lineage: Eukaryota; Metazoa; Chordata; Actinopteri; Pomacentridae.
CCGUACAGUACAUCAGCAGAAAGAGGCUGAGUCGCAGUCUUGCAAAAUCGUUGCACAAUUUACGAAAUAAACCUUUUCGGAAACACUGCAGCAUUUGUGACAGAUUGAAAACGUCUAUUGAACAUAAAAGAUGGCGCAGUGGUGCCAGCUUCAGAUGCUGGACUGUAAAUACCUGGAGCAGGUGGACCAGCUGUACGACGACUCCUUCCCCAUGGACAUCCGGCAGUAUCUGAGCAAGUGGAUCGAGAGCAUCGACUGGGACACGGUGGCGUAUCAGGACUCGCUGGCCACCGUUCGGUUCCACGACCUCCUCGCCCAGCUGGACGACCAGCACAGCCGCUUCGCUCUGGAGAACAACUUCCUGCUGCAGCACAACAUCCGCAAGAUCAAGAGGAACCUGCAGGAUCGGUUCCAGGAAGAUCCCGUCCACAUGGCCAUGAUCAUCUCCAGAAACCUGAAGGAGGAGCAGAAGAUCUUGGCCAGUGCAAAGAGCGCCGAGCAGGAGGGCGAGGGGACGGUGUCGGCCAUGGUGGUGGAGAAGCAGAAGCUGGACAACAACGUGAAGGAGAUGAAAGACAGCCUCCAGGUGGUGGAUCAGAACAUCAAGAACCUGGAAGACCUGCAGGACGAGUACGACUUCAGGAUCAACACACUGAAGAACAGAGAGAAUGAAAUGAACGGCAUGACGCCGAAGGAGCUGGAGAAGGAGAAGCUUACGAUUGGGAGGAUGUGCAUGGAGCUGAAAGCUAAACGUCAGGACGUGGUGCUGCAGCUGACCGACCUCCUGAACAUCACCCAGGCGCUGCUGACGGAGCUGAUCUCCGAGGAGCUGCCCGAGUGGAAGCAGCGGCAGCAGAUCGCCUGCAUCGGCGGCCCGCCCAACGCCUGCGUGGACCAGCUGCAGAACUGGUUCACGGCAGUGGCAGAGAGCCUCCAGCAGGUCCGUCAGCACCUGAAGAAGCUGCAGGAGUUGGAGCAGAAGUUCACCUACGACAGCGACCCCAUCACGCAGAAGAAAGCCUUCCUGGAGGGCCGAGCUCUGGAGCUCCUCAAGAACCUCCUCUCCAACUCGCUGGUCGUAGAGAGGCAGCCCUGCAUGCCCACCCACCCUCAGAGGCCGCUGGUGCUGAAAACAGGCGUCCAGUUUACCGUGAAACUCCGGUUCCUGGUGAAGCUGCAGGAGUUUAACUACCAGCUCAAGGUCAAAGCUGUGUUUGACAAGGACGUCACAGAUAAGAAAGGGUUUCGGAAGUUCAACAUUUUGGGAACGAACACCAAAGUCAUGAACAUGGAGGAGUCCAACGGCAGCCUGGCGGCAGAGUUCAGACAUCUGCAACUGAAGGAGCAGAAAGUAGCCGGCAACAGAACAAACGAGGGGCCUCUGAUCGUCACCGAGGAGCUUCACUCGCUCAGCUUCGAGUCCGAGCUGCAGCUCAACCAGUCUGGACUCGACAUCAAGCUGGAGGCCAUGUCUCUGCCUGUUGUCGUCAUCUCCAACGUCUGUCAGCUGCCCAGCGGCUGGGCCUCCAUCCUCUGGUACAACAUGCUCACCACCGAGCCCAAAAACCUGAAGUUCUUCCUCUCCCCUCCGCCGGCCAAGUGGUCCCAGCUGUCCGAGGUUCUCAGCUGGCAGUUCUCCUCCGUCACCAAGCGAGGCCUGAACCAGGAGCAGCUCAACAUGCUCGCCGACAAGCUGCUCGGAGCCAAAGCUCAGAGGAACCCAGAGGGACAGAUCCCCUGGACCAAGUUCUGCAAGCAGCAGAGUGCCAACGAGAAAGCUUUCCCGUUCUGGCUGUGGAUCGAAGGAAUCCUGGAUCUGAUUAAAAGACACCUGCUGUCCCUGUGGAAUGACGGCUCCAUCAUGGGCUUCAUCAGCAAGGAGAGGGAGAAGGCUCUGCUGAGCGACAAGUGUCCGGGAACCUUCCUGCUCAGGUUCAGUGAAAGCAGCAGAGAGGGCGCGAUCACCUUCACCUGGAUCGAACACGACGUCCACGAAAAGCCGGUUUAUCACUCCGUGGAGCCGUACACUAAGAAGGAGCUGAGCGCCGUUUCUCUGCCCGACAUCAUCCGAACCUACAAGGUGAUGGCGGCCGAGAACAUCCCAGAGAACCCGCUCCGCUUCCUCUACCCCAACAACCCCAAAGACAAGGCGUUUGGGAAGUACUACCCCAAACCCUCAGAGACUCAGGAGCCGAUGGACGUGGAGAACACGGACAAGAGCGGCUACAUGAAGACGGAGCUCAUAUCCGUGUCAGAAGUACAUCCGUCCAGGCUGCAGGACAACAUGAUGCCGAUGUCUCCCGACGACUACAAAGCCCUGGAGCAGUACGUCAGCCCCAGAGACAUCGAUGCUAUGGCCCACAAUCUGAUGGAACUCGGACAGUUUGACGUUCAGAUGAGUUCAGAGUUCCAAGACGAACACUGAAGACGAGUCCUUGUCCCACCUUCAUCCGGCUGCUCGCUGUACUUCUUCUCAGAGGUCUUGGCGUCGUGUGCGUCCCUGUAAGAGGACUUCACGACUGCAGCUCGCCACCUUGCAGAAACUGUACAGAAACAAAGAGGAGUUAUCUUCCUGAGAUCUGUCACUUUCUUUUGUACAUACACUGAAUUUCUUUUGUAUUAAAUGUGAAUUUCAGCUCCAAGGUGGCUCCUGCUGUCCAACAGUACAACGCAAUAAUGUGAUUCUGCAUGUUUUAUUUUAUGGAAAAUAAGCACCAGAGGACAACGGGAACACACUGAUUCCUAAUAGUCUGUAUUACAAGUUUGAGUUGCUUCUGCGGGGAACAAAUGAUUUUUAUUUAAGAAACUGACUUCAUGAUGGUUUAAACUUUACUAAUUAAUCAUUUUCUGAUCUGACUUUUCAACGUGUUGCAGUCCAGCAGAGCCCAUACGAAGCAAUGCGCAAGUUUAGUUAUAAUUGUGCUGUGUUUGGAUUAAAUCUGGAGAAAAUUCAAAUGGA